This is a messenger RNA of Mercenaria mercenaria, 434 nucleotides long. RefSeq names its product ectin-like. The transcript is spliced from 4 exons. Bases 87 to 335 code for a protein of 82 amino acids. The record is from RefSeq and is a predicted model, not a curated record. NCBI's taxonomy places the organism in Eukaryota, Metazoa, Mollusca, Bivalvia, Venerida, Veneridae.
GCAGAGAGCACAUGCCGCACUCCCAGGUAUAGACUAUAUAAGAAUAUAAGAUUACAUAAAUUGUGUAAUUUUGACAAGUACCAAAAAUGCCAAACACAGUUUACUCUGUUGCACUGUGCAUUUUGCUGCUGACUUUCGGAACUGCUGUUAAUGGUGCAUGGUCCGAAUGGUCAGCCUGGUCUGAUUGUGAUGUGACAUGUGAAAGUGGGACACAGACACGUGCAAGGACAUGCACAAAUCCAGCGCCAGCACACGGUGGUCUAGACUGUGCAGGGAACGGCAUGGAAACACAGAGUUGUUACAGAGGACUUUGCCCUAAUAUUAUUGGCAAGUGAAUGUUGGAUACACAUUUCUAAUUUAUAAAACAAUUUAUAAAGUUGAAAUAGAAUGUAAUUAAUAUUUUACAGGAAUAAAAAUUUAAUUUCUGAACAGAA